CCCCGCCUCCCGCCGGGACCUUCGCGCAGGGCCGGCGGGAGCUGCCGCCCGGGUCAGGCCGCGCGCGUGCACGUGCGCGGGCGCCGCGCCGCGGCCCCGCCCCGCGCCGACUCCGCCCCGCGUCGGCCCCGCCCUGCGCGCGCGCCGGCGUCGGCUGCGUCUCCGGCGUUUGAAUUGCGCUUCCGCCAUCUUCCCAGCCUCAGUCGGACGGGCGCGGAGACGCUUCUGGAAGAAACGCCGCGAUGGCCGCCCAGGGAGAGCCGCAGGUCCAGUUCAAACUUGUGUUGGUUGGUGAUGGUGGUACUGGAAAAACUACAUUCGUGAAACGUCAUUUGACCGGUGAAUUCGAGAAGAAGUAUGUAGCCACCUUAGGCGUCGAGGUCCACCCCCUCGUGUUCCACACCAACAGAGGACCCAUCAAGUUCAACGUCUGGGAUACGGCUGGCCAGGAGAAGUUCGGGGGGCUGAGAGACGGCUAUUACAUCCAAGCCCAGUGUGCCAUUAUAAUGUUUGACGUAACAUCAAGAGUUACUUACAAGAAUGUGCCUAACUGGCAUAGAGAUCUGGUACGAGUAUGUGAAAACAUCCCCAUUGUGUUGUGUGGCAACAAAGUGGAUAUUAAGGACAGGAAAGUGAAGGCAAAAUCGAUUGUCUUCCACCGAAAGAAGAAUCUUCAAUACUACGACAUUUCUGCCAAAAGUAACUACAACUUUGAAAAGCCCUUCCUCUGGCUUGCUAGAAAGCUCAUUGGAGACCCUAACUUGGAGUUUGUUGCCAUGCCUGCUCUUGCCCCACCAGAGGUUGUCAUGGACCCAGCUUUGGCAGCGCAGUAUGAGCAUGACUUAGAGGUGGCUCAGACAACCGCUCUCCCGGAUGAGGAUGAUGACCUGUGAGAAUGAAGCUGGAGCCCAGCGUCAGAAGUCUAGUUUUAUAGGCUGUCCUGUGAUGUCAGCGGUGCAGCGUGUGUGCCACUUUAUUAUCUAGCUAAGCGGAACAUGUGCUUCAUCUGUGGGAUGCUGAAGGAGAUGGAUGGGCUUCAGAGUGAAUGGCAGUUUAAAAAAUACCUUCAUUGUUUGGACCUGCAUAUUUAGCUGUUUUGGAACGCAGUUGAUCCUCCUUGAGUUUCCAAUAUAAGACUGCUACAGUCACAUCACAAUAUUCAGUGGUGAAACCCUGUUUGUUAACUGUCCUUCCCAUUCCUUUUCGUUUAGAAUCAGAAUAAAGUUGUAUUUCAAAUAUCUAA
Molecule: messenger RNA, 1243 nt
Organism: Lemur catta (Ring-tailed lemur)
Lineage: Eukaryota; Metazoa; Chordata; Mammalia; Primates; Lemuridae
Gene: RAN
Product: RAN, member RAS oncogene family
Exons: 7
Coding region: 243-893 (216 amino acids)
Biological process (GO): protein import into nucleus; ribosomal subunit export from nucleus
Cellular component (GO): nucleus; cytoplasm
Molecular function (GO): GTPase activity; GTP binding
Source: RefSeq, a predicted model, not a curated record